Molecule: messenger RNA, 810 nt
Organism: Arachis ipaensis
Lineage: Eukaryota; Viridiplantae; Streptophyta; Magnoliopsida; Fabales; Fabaceae
Source: RefSeq, a predicted model, not a curated record
GGUAACAUGGUAAAGCUCAACUACCUAAGGGUCACAAAUACGUUCAACUACCAUUCUUCUCUGUACUUUACUAUAGCCAUUUUAUUGUUCCAGUUCUACCAUUGACGUGCCUUUGAUUAAUUAAUUAAGAAAUAAGAAUCAUCCGGCUUCUAUAUAUUAAUAGCAACAAAAUUCAUAACCUUCCUCAUCCCCUAACAUAUCUUUUACUCCCCGCAUCUAUCUAUAUAUCUUUCGUUGAAAACUGUCUUCGACAAUGGACGACAUAGAUCACUCUUCUUCUUCUUCUUCUUCUCAACAUGUUUCUGCAAACUCUACAGAACAAGUGUCCAAUCGAGCUUCCAAGGUUGAAUUUUCGGAGGAUGAGAAAACUCUUAUUUCCAGGAUGUAUAAACUUGUUGGGGACAGCAGGUGGCCCUUAAUUGCCGGAAGAAUUCCCGGAAGAACAGCUGAUGAAAUAGAGAAGUAUUGGACUUCAAGAUACUCAUCAAGAAACGAAUAAUUAAAUUCUGCCACAGAACCUAUACUCUUGGCUUGGAGCAAGAAAUUUUUGGGAGCUUAGUGAAUUUUAAUUUGUGAUGAUGAGACCCAAAACAAAAGAAAGUGUGCUUUAAUAUAAUUUAGUACACGUAUUUUUAUCUGUAUUUGGGUUUAAAUUUUGACCAAAAAUGGGGUCAAGCAGUUACCUUAGAAGUUAGAACUUAAAAGCUGGUGUUUGUGAUAUAUUGUGGAUCUUUUAAAUGUUACUUGGCGUGUAUGGUUACUUCAAUUUAUAAAUUAUAAUCACUUAUCCACUUGCUGGUAUUAGUAUGA